Molecule: messenger RNA, 4316 nt
Organism: Portunus trituberculatus (swimming crab)
Lineage: Eukaryota; Metazoa; Arthropoda; Malacostraca; Decapoda; Portunidae
Exons: 4
Coding region: 169-1554 (461 amino acids)
Source: RefSeq, a predicted model, not a curated record
UCACGAUGAGAUAGCAAAUGUUGCCACUAUUGUGCAACAGAGACGAGGAAUAAGACUCCUCUGCAACCAGACCGGAGUCAUUCUGGGCCCUGUGUCGACGUCACGUGGUUGUCAGGUCUUCGGUCAAGGAAACCCGCAAUACGAAGGGUAGUGACGAGUCACAAAGUCAUGGCGGAGAAUGAGGUGACCUGGCUGCGUCCCGCCACAGACAUCGAGACGCUCUUCACUCAGAUUCAGGAGACAGCGGGGCUCUUGGUGUCCACGUAUGGCCUUACGAUCCGCACGGCACAACCUUUGAAGGACGAGCAGGUGCAGGAAGCUCUCGUGCAUCUAUUCAGAAAGGUGCCCACGCUGAGGCUGUGCUUCCGGCGCAAAGAGGACGUCUUCUGGACUUGUGAAAUGAAACGAGAACAUAUCGACUUUAAGGCUGUGGACAGGAGUGACCAGCUGAAGUUACAGGAAGAAUUAAUGAACCACCAGUUUAACAACAGCGAGGGGCCGUUGUGGUGCGCUAGGCUUCUUGAGCACAACUCGUGUGGCGGCACCACCAGUCCGGGAUUGGAGGCUUCCUUUCCCUACAGCCGCAGUCUCGUGCUGGCCAACCAUCACGGCAUCGCUGACGGCACAACCAACUGUCGAACCGUGAAUUGUUUCCUCCGAAUCCUGGACGACGUCAUCGCUGGCAAUCCCAUUGACGACAGUGAACAGUUGGGCGAGUUGGCCAGCGGCGAGGAGACGGCAACCUUAUUGGCGGUCACAGAAGAGGAACUUAAGGAAAAUACAGAGAAUCUGGAGCAAGCCGUUGAAGAGUAUAAAAAGCAACACGAAAAGGAGAAACUCAUUGUCCGAGCUUUUCCUAACCAGGAUGACCCCAACUAUAUCACCAAAAUCAUCUCAGAGACUCUGGACGAAGAAACAACCAGUCGCUUCUUCCGGCGAUGCAAGCAGGAGGGAGUCACGGUGAACAGCGGCUUUACGGCGUUGACCAAUUGCUCAUUAGUGGACUUAGUGAGGGAGACGGGAAUGAAGCAAGACAACUACCCGCUUCAAGUGACUCACGCCGUCAACAUGCGGCGCUACUGGCAAGGAGACGUGUCCCGGGCUCUGGGGUGCCACAUAGCAGUCAUUUCCCUGCAUGAAACCCUCACUCACCAGUGGAGAGACAACUUUUGGCAGUACACGCGGGACCUCCACACCAAGGUCCAUGACAGUCUGAAGGACAAGGGACCUUUGAAGUAUUGGAUAUACUAUUUCAUGGUUAAGGGAGACGAUGCGGUCGAGAAUAUGCUAAAGGGAAGGCCGGAGGUGGACAGUGACUACUGUUUAGCCAACAUUGGGAACCUGGAUCACCUCAUUCCUACAGAUGGUGACCACGCCCGCCUCGCCCACUUGGUGCGCACCACACAGUGCUGGAAUGAACGAAUCUGUCACAUGUUGCAUUCGCUGCGUGGCCGCCUCCUGUAUAACCUUUGUUACACCAGUGAUUCCUUAACCGAACAACAGGCACGCAGGUUUACGGAUCUCAUCUUCCAGAACCUCAAGGAUAUGAUAUGAAUGGCAGUCACCGUCAGCCCGAAACAGUCACUACAUCAUGUCACCUGCCUGACCCAGGAAUGAGAUCAUUGUUGAGCUACGCUUGUCUGUCACACUCAGUUCCAUCACACAAAAAAUAUAAGAUCAUAAGAAAAUACGGGAAACAGCAAAAAGCCAUCAGGCCACUAUAUGAAAUACAUAUACUUAUACCUACAUAUUUGAUUCCACCCGGUUUAAAAGGGUUUAUAAGUGUUGUCUUUCUUAGAGAGACAACAGGGAGCAGCUUGUCUUUCUUCCUAAGCAAGACGUAAAGAAGAAAAUUUAGCCUGUACAACCUUUGUUACACCAGUGAUUCCUUAACCGAACAACAGGCACGCUGGUUUACGGAUCUCAUCUUCCAGAACUUCAAGGACAUGAUAUGAAUGGCAGCCACCCUCAGCCCGCAACAGUCACUACACCAUGUCACCUGCCGAGGUUUGUAGGCCUGACCCAGGAAUGAGAUCACAUAAUAGUAAAUGGGAUAAACAAGCAUCAGUAGACCAUUAGGACUUAGAACACCAUCCUCUUGCCUUAUCUGAUGUACUAUAUUAGACGCUAACAAAACUGAAUAGAGAUUUCCAUCGAUACCUAAAUGGAAUCCACUGGUAACAUGUGUGGCUGGGCACUUUUCUAUAACAUAUUCAGUUUGUGUCUCGCCACAUCUACACGGCAUUCCGCCCUGUUACUACAACUCUCUAUCUCGCCAUGGCGUGUCCUCUCACUCUCAUCUCAACAGAGAACAAUCAGUGGUAUUCUAUUUUGAAAUUUUUUUUUCUUAUCACACAGUGCAGAGAAAAUAUAACACUUGUGUGGCCUGUGGAAAAGAAAGUGUCAAUGCUUCUCCUACGACCACCUAUUGUUGAGCUGCGCUUGUCUGUCACGCUCAGUUCCAUCACACAAAAGAACAUAAGAUCAUAGGAAAAUAAGGGGAGCUGCAAAAAGCCAUCAGGCCACUGUAUGAAAUACGUAUACAUAUACCUACAUAUUUGAUUCCACCCGGUUUAAAAGAGCUUUAUAAGUGUUGUCUUUCUUAGAGAGACAACAGAGAGCAGCUUGUCUUUCUUCCUAAGCAAGACGUAAAGAAGAAAACUUAGAAGCGACAGCUGGCAUGUGGCGAUUUUGAGAAGACACCAAACUGGCUGGGAUAAUGAGUUGGGUGGUCAGUUAUGUUUCUCAAAAUUUGUAACGUUGAUGGUGCUAACUGUUGUGCUUCGUUUAUAAACACAAGGACGUUGUGACACACCACGACUUCUGCCCGCUCCCACAUCGUGAAAUGCUGUCACGAAAUAUAUACUACGUGAUCGCCGCUCUGCUACACGUAUCGGUUUAAAUGAGUCAACAGUUGAAGAGGGAAACAUAGAUAAGAAAUGGAGAAAACGAACGACAGGAAUCAAAGAUUAAACAGUGAUAAUGAAAAAAAUUACAGUUGUGAUGACGGAUGUGGUAAAGAAAGAGCGUAAGAAAACUGCCGUUCCGCGUCUUAUCACGAUGAGAUAGCAAAUGUGGCCACUAUUGCACAACUGACUCUGACAAUAAGGAACCACUACAGCCAGACCGCAGUCAUUCUGGGCCCUGUGUCGACGUCGCGUGGUUGUCAAGUCUUCUCUCAAGGAAACCCGCUAUACGAAGGAUAGUGACGGUGAGUGCGAUGGUGACUUGGGAAAAUAGUAUAAUUGUUGUAAACUGACGCAGUCAAAGAAGAAAGAAGAAAUAACAGAAAAGAAACAAGAGAAGACAAUAGAAUGAGAGGAAUAGAAACCUAAAUAAGGAAGAAGAAAAAAUAGAGAAAAACAAAAAACAUUGUACCAUGUAGUAGGAUUUUGGUAGGGUCUUGACAGUAACUAAUCGAAGAUCUACCUGAAGGUCUACCCAUGACCUGACUCAGACAAAAAUGUAAACAUAAGGAGACAAAUAUAUGGGAGGAGCUUGAAAGAAAUACAGUGGAGGCACACAUGGUCUUGACCUGAGGGAAGAAGAGGCACCGCAGGCGAGGGGACACUAGCUAGACGCCCAUAUCGUGCCUCGGAUACCCGGAUUGGGUGAACUAUAUAGUGCCUAGUGGGCGUGUCUAUGUACAAUGUAUUUUUGUGGAUUGGGUCAAGAUAUAUUUUGCCAUGCCUAAGGGUGUGUCUGGUGACUUGUGUUACUGUGGAUUGAGUCAAGAUGCAUUGCCACGCCUGAGGGUGUAAAAAAAAACACGUGUAUUACUGUGGAUUGGAUUAAAAAGUACAUUGCCACACCUAUGGGCGUGAUCUAAGUAAGGUAUGCAUUUCUGCUUGGAAAAUAGGUGAACUAACAACCUACGGGUAUAAAAUAGGAUGUAACUAAGAGAGAGAGGGGUUGGGAGUGCCAGUCAAGAAAAGGAAGAAGAGGAGUCCUGACCGGAGAGGCGUCAGAGGCGACAUGGAGAAAAUCAAUCUUGUGUUAUUAAGUGAAGCUUAAACAGUUGGUGAUGCAGUCUCAGUUAUUUAUAAUUUCAUGGAGUUAGAGAAGGAAACAAUAUUUUAGGAUGUUAUAUUUGUAAGAUGUUUAAAUUGAAGAUUUGUGUUUGAUUUGAUAUGUUGUGUGAUUUUGACUUGAAUAUGUUGAAUGAUUUUGACUAUGAAUUUUGAUGUUUGGAUUUUUUAUGAGAAACUUUUGAGAACUGUGUCAAAUAUAUGGAGAGAUAAUUUGCUACUUGCCGAAGUAAUUACUGAUGAGUAUUUGUGCAUUUCAUUUUAAUCUAAUGAAACGUAGAAAAUCUU